AUGGAGGCCGAGGCCGAGGCGGAGUCGAGCGAGCGCGCGCCCCCGACCACGACGGGCGGCGAGGCCCGGCUGACGGUGCCGCGGCCCGUCCUCCACACCGGGCGCCGCUCGAGGCCGAGCGCAAAGUCGAGCGAGCAGCUACAGCUCGAGGCGGCGGCGGCUGGGGGAGGGGCCUUCAAGGCGCGCCCAGUCAACCGGCGGGCGCGCCCGGCGCCGAAGCGCGUCCUCGAGUCGGCCGGCGACCUCGGCGUGCCGCGCGUGCCCCGCGCGGCGCUGACGGCGAUCGCCGAGUUUCGGCUCUCGAGGGGCGACGCCGCGGCAGCACCGCGCGGGCCUCACCUCCUCCGGCCUCGGAGGGAGGAGCACUUCGCGCCCUUCAAGGCGCAGCCGAUGCCCAUCUUCUCGCCGGCGGCCGCCGAGCCGCCCCUCGUGCGCAGCGCGACCAAGCCGGCACCCUUCUCGCUCGAGAGCGAGGCGCGCUCGGCGCGCAUGCCCGUGGGCGAUGGCUGGGCGCCGCAGCCUUCGCAGGCGGUGACGACGCCGCGGCCCUUUCAGCUCGGCUCGGUGGAGCGGGCGGCGGAGUACGCCAGGCGCGAGGAGGAGGAGCGGCGAGCGAGGGACUUCCGCGCCCGGCCGCGUCCAAAGUCGCUCGGCGCGCCCAGCUUCACGCCCUUCGGCUGUCGCUCCGACUCGAGGGCGUCGGAGCGCAAGGCGUGGGAGACGGAGGCGACCAAGCGCGCCCUCGCCGACUCCGCGGCGCGCGCGCGCGCACAGCACGAGCAGCAGGAGCAGGCCGCUGCCGAGGCGGCCGAGGCGCGCGCCAAGACGUCCUUCAAGGCGCGCCCCGCCUCGGUGCUCCGCGCCAAGCCCUUCCAGGUGCAGCGCGCCUCGCACGAGCCGACAAAGCCCGUAUCGCCAGCCUUCGCCUCGAAACGCCGCUUCGGCAAGAGCCUUGGCAGCGCGCCAGAGCGAGCCAACACUAGCGGCGCGUCGCGCUAG
This is a messenger RNA of Emiliania huxleyi CCMP1516, 999 nucleotides long. RefSeq lists its product as hypothetical. Lineage: Eukaryota; Haptophyta; Isochrysidales; Noelaerhabdaceae. Bases 1 to 999 code for a protein of 332 amino acids. The record is from RefSeq and is a predicted model, not a curated record. The transcript has 8 exons.